Parasteatoda tepidariorum (common house spider) is the source of this 3274-nucleotide messenger RNA. Its product is annotated as C-Maf-inducing protein. The record is from RefSeq and is a predicted model, not a curated record. Lineage: Eukaryota; Metazoa; Arthropoda; Arachnida; Araneae; Theridiidae.
GAAUUCAUGCAACCCUGGACAAGGUUCCAUUUUGCUCAGCUGAUGAGAAGUUCUCUUCGGUCUUCAUCACGUUUCUCCCUAUCGAAAAUAUCUGUCAUCUUUUGGAUUUAUCCGAUUCUUGGAUUGCUUCCAAUUUAAUCCUUUCAAUCCCGGGAUUAACAAAUUCCUUAUUGCAAGAAUUAGUAACUCUCAAUUCCCUUUACAAGUAUUGGGGUUCCUUUUUCCACAGGCAGUGCAAGAAAAGUUCCAGAUUUCCAGAAUUAUCGUUUGUGAAAUAUAACAGCUUCGAACCCAGUACAUAUUGAUGUGCUAUUUAAUUGUAAGUACUUUUAAAAAAUGGUUCAAAUAUGAAGCUAUCAGUACUACUCAACCGGUCAGAUCGAUAACGUUUUUAAUUACGAAAGUAUCCGAUUAUUGAUCAUUGGCUUGAUACUGUGUCAACAGUACUGUUAAUGGUGUGAACGGUUAUGGAUAAACAUGUUUCUCAGCUUAUUGUUUGAAGAUGAACAGCAAGAUGAUACUUGAAUUAUGAGAUGAAAUAAGUAUUCAGUUAAUUAUACUAGUUAGUAGCGUAAGAAAGGGUCAGUGCCAGUUAGUGAAAGAAGGUUAUAGUAUUACUGAGCUUUAUUAUUUUAAUUAAAAAUAAACGCUAUGAUUGAUUGAACUGGUUAAAUUAAGCUAUAAUAAUGAAUUAUAUAAAUGAAAUUAUGUACUUGGAAUACUAUUAUUUUAGUUAAAUAUUCAAAAACUUACUAAUUAAACUCAAGAUUGCUUUAGUUGAAAUUAUAAAUUUCAUUUAUUAAUUUUCAGUACGUAAUUAUUAUUGAAUAAUAAAAAAUAACCAUGGGUAAUAUCGUUCUAAUAUUAUUUAAUACCCAUGAGAAGAUGGUUACCCAUAGACUGCUAAAUUGCCAGUCUGCUAUCCUUGUUAUGAUUUCUUAAAAUUCAAUCAAAAAUGUCAUCUGAUACAUUUAAGUGACAUUCUUGAGAAUGGAUAAGAUACCAGAAGAUACCACCGACAGCUGCAGCACAAGUAGUUCAGUUGAGCUGCAGAUACCGACAGUGAGUAACAAUGAUGCAGACGAUAGCGAUUCAGCAACAGUUGUGCCAUUGCAUCCCAGCAUCCAAAAUGCGGAUUCUAGUCCGUAUUCUAGUUGCUCGGAGGAACCUAAACAGUUCCUGACAAUUAGUCCGGGAAGACAUUGUUCUGUAGAUUCCUCAUCGUCCGGCAGUUCAGGUGGCAGGAGAUCAAACUGUUCUACACCAUGCAGGUCUCCUGUGCCACCCAGCAGUCCUCAGGGUCCCAGAUUUAAACUUAUAUACGAGGGACAAGUGCAUUUGUGUCGCCUAAAUCAUACUAGAACAGUAAUUAGCAAAUUACUGAGUUCAAGGUUCUUAAGGAGGUGGGAGACACAUCAUUUGAUAUUAGAGGAUUCGUACAUGACAUCCAGACAUCCUGGUGGUUUUAUGGAGGAUCCAAUUCCAUAUAGAAUAGUACAAGAUGUAUAUUCGGUUUCAAGAUGGGACAAAGUGGGACGAUUUUAUAUAAGAUUAGUGAUUCCAGAUGGAUCCAUUCUGUUGCAGGUUUCUAAUUCUUAUGUACGAGAUCAGUGGUUACAUUCCUUGAUGUGGAAGAGAAAUGUUUUUAAAGUUGGAAGAACAUUAAUUUCCUGUAACAGACCAGAAAUUUUAGUAUCAGAAUUAAGGUUUUUAGUUGACAUGACUCUUUCUACCCCUUUACAAGAUGAAUGUUUAAUUAGUUCAGCUUUAAAUAUCAUAUCUGACGUUUUAUCAAAGGGUUCUUCGUGGAUGACACGUAGUAUAGCAGAAGAAGUGAUAAUUACUGUUGCUACAAUUUUUGAAUAUUCCACACCUACAUCAGAGAUUUGUGAUUUUUUCUGUUGGCAUUGCCGGGAAAACCCUAGAUCUGUUGUUAUCCUUGAUAUAUUUACGCCCAUUGUAGAAAAAAUUCUGAAACAUAACAUGGAUUUUGGUAAACAUUUAAAGACCCGGCUAUUUGUUCAAGAAUAUAUUCUAGCAGUUAACUGCCAAAACCGUGGAGAUCGUAUAAUUAAAGAAUUCAUUGAUGGCAUCCAUGGUCCUGCUAGUAUUUGUCCUCAUCCUCGAGUGGUCUUUAAUAUUGUAGCCAUUUGCGUAGCAGCAAUUCAAACUAUUUUUUCAAACAAAAGAGCUGAAUUCUUGGAAGAAGCUAACCAGACUAAAAGUGAUUUAGAAUACAUUAACUGGGAGACAAAAUUAGAUUGUUUUACUUACAUUUUUUCUUUACUAACAACGUUCGACGAUUGGCGAGUGCAUAUAGCUGAGUUAUUACAACCUAUUCCCUUUCAUGAUGAUGCUCUGGCUUGCGUGAAUUUUACAUCAAAAAUGAAAGAAGUGAUGCGAUCAUUCGUUCAAGAUGACAGAUGCCAGGUGCAUCAGAAUCUAGUUACUGUAAGAGAUGAAAAAGUUGGUUGGCUUGAUAUAUAUUGCCUGGGAAACGUUGCCUGCGAUGAUGAAGGUGACCUCUGGAGUUUGAUGCUGGAUCGAUUGAUCACUUGCUGCUUCAAGAGGCGGAAGUUCUUGCAAUCACUAGCCAAACAGCAACUGGGUCCGUGUCUGCUGCGCGCCUUAAGGGAAGACGAAACGUGCCAAAAAACGUUGUGUGCCUUGCUGGAGAUGAAUGUAGUGGACAACAAAGACCUCCAGCUGCAAAUCAUCACCACCCUUCAGAGUACCUCCAUUGGAAAGAGACACUAUGCUACUCUGUGCGAGAAGCAGAUGCAUUUGAGACAGCUGCAACAAAAGGGUGGUCCGAAAAAACUCGCUUUGCCUUCCAAAUCUACUGAUGCAGACGUAUCCCGCCUGUUGAGCAGUGGUUCUUUUGGAGAUUUGGAAUGUUUAUCUCUAGCGUUCACCCAAGUGACUAGCGCAUGCGCAGAAGAGCUCAUUAAACUUGAAUCACUUCGUUACCUCAACCUGUGGUCGACGCAGUUCGACGAUACGGGAUUGCGUCUACUUUCAGAACAUCUUCCCAAUUUACAAGUGCUCAACCUCUGCGAAACAAGGGUUACAGAUGGAGGAUUGGCUACACUUGCAGCUAUGAAGAGCUUAAGAAAAUUGAAUUUAAAUAGUACAGGGCUGAGUCCAGAAACAUUUGAAGAGAUAAAGAAAAAUAUUCCAGUUUUGCAGGAAGUGGAUAUUCGUUAUACAGAAGCUUGGGGAUUUUGAGGAAUUUGUUCUUCCUAAACUUUAUAUACGAGCUUUUUUGCCAAUU